This is a messenger RNA of Lindgomyces ingoldianus, 1420 nucleotides long. RefSeq lists its product as uncharacterized. NCBI's taxonomy places the organism in Eukaryota, Fungi, Ascomycota, Dothideomycetes, Pleosporales, Lindgomycetaceae. The record is from RefSeq and is a predicted model, not a curated record. The transcript has a single exon. Bases 53 to 1117 code for a protein of 354 amino acids.
GAUCGAGGCUAUCGAACUUGACUGCCCCUUUCUUUGUGCCCAUUUCAUUGCAAUGGCACCUACUCUCCGGAAUCGCCCUGCCCUGAAGCGUUCUGAGACCUCACGCCGUGCUAAAGGCAAAGGCAAAGCAAGCCUCAUCUCCAAAUCCUCGAAAUCUCGAGUGUCACGCAAACCCCGGGUCCAGAGGGUUGUGCUGCGCCCUCCCUCUCCCUCCCCUGCCCCGUCUCAACCGAAGAAUCCGCGUGCAACUUUCCUCGGAUUACCCGCUGAACUGCGCCUACUCAUCUACCAUCACGUCUUUCACUCGGCCCUCAUACACGUUCACCAUCACCCAGAAGCGAAUCUGGAAGAUGGGGGCUGGCGUCGUGCUUGGUUUUCCUGGACUCCUUGCCUCGCGCCAAAUCCUAAGUCUCCGCUACUUUGUGCUAAUCCUAAGUGGUCUGGUCUAUGCAAGGACUCUGAACGAUGUACCUAUAAUCCGAAACUGAAGCCAAACCCAACCAGCUCUAUCGCCAUUAUGUGGACAUGUAAAUUCGUAUACCAGGAAGCCCAGAAUCUUCUACUCAGGGAGACGGUAGUCUCCGUUUCAAGCCAAGACCUCAACCCUUGGGUGAGGUAUCUCUCACAUAUUUGUCCGAAACAUCUCCAAUCUCUCCGGCGGAUCACCAUUACCGGGCCCGACCGCUUCGCCCCACAGAUAAUAGGUGACACAAUGGAGAUGGUCCGUAAGCACUUCCCAGACCUCGAAGCUGUUGCUUUCCAAGGACAGGUCCCCAUUUGGUUGGCCCUAGGAAACAACAUUCUUCAUUUUCCAAAGCCUGUAUGGCACCUGUGGGCAAUGCAGAUCCGUAUGCACCAUUUUGACCCUCGGGUUGCAGUCGCAAUAGAAGGCUUUGGCUGGAAUAAACCCCGUCUUCCCUGGAAAGAUAUCCAGGAGGAACAUGUUGUCCAUCGUAUAUAUAGGGAAGGGAAGACAGUCGGGCAGGAGAUCAAGGACCGUGGGUGGAGUGAGGAAGAUGUAGUGGUAGAGGUUCAGAGGGGGCCCCUUGUCGAGGCAAAAAGGAAUGCAAGGUGGCGGCAAUGGUGGCGUGGAGAGAGAUGCCGUCACAUGUACUGAGGUACCUUCACUGGUCCUGUUGGACAUUGUUUUCGACUAUUGCUUUUUCCUCAGCAGCCGUACUAUGGCGGGUACAACGAUAUGAACGGGCAGCCGAGACAGACUCUGGGUCGCUGACCUCUGCGAGAUUGGCAUGGGCAGGGACUAAUGUAAGUUGAAUAUCAGGGAACACCGCGAGCACCAUAUCCAAGAAGCAGGCAGAAGGGAUACUGCGUCGUAAAUCUUCGUCUAGACGAAAGUACCCCAUUCGUUGUCCCUUCAGAAUCCCAUUUAGUUAUCUACCAGCAUUCUACAUUCUUGAUA